Messenger RNA from Geodia barretti, 2149 nucleotides. The record is from the annotation of a GenBank genome assembly. Lineage: Eukaryota; Metazoa; Porifera; Demospongiae; Tetractinellida; Geodiidae.
CGGGGCCGCGCUGGUUCAUCGCGUCUGCGCGGCUCGAGCGGCGCGGCGUCGGCGUCUUUUUGUACCGCCGCGCCACCGAUUUCUGUCGCUGUUCUGCCGCGCCGGGAUCCAGGCCUCUAGCCCCUCCAGAUUUUGUUCGUCACACGCUACGGAAGAAUCUGUGUGCUUGAGAAGGCUCUUGUUGUGUUGUUGAUCCCUUGGAGCUGAUCUCCUGCGUGUGCUUUAGAAGACUGUGGAGAAGACUGGAGUUUGUGGUGUUGCUGGCUGGCCUCCCUUUCAGCAGAUCUCCUGUGUGUGUAAGUUUAUUUCUUGUUUUUGUGUCUUUAAGUAUAUAGGCCCCUGUGGUGUGUAUAGCUGGUUGUAGUUCUAGUUCUAGUGAAAAGGGAUGCCCUAUCUUGUAAUUGGAUGUUUGAGGCUGUUAGGGUGUGUGUGUCAGCUUUGUGGCCUGUGAUGCAAAAGAGUGUCAGUCCCUAACCCAAAAGAAUGGAGUUGGUAAACCCUCCCAUUUGCACAGAGUAGCUGUAGUCUUCACUGUCCCUCUCUCUAUAUAUAUACAUAAACACACAGGCUUGAGAAGACUGUGGAGAAGAUUUUGGAGUUUGUAGUGUUGCUGGCUGGCCUCCAUUUCAGCUGAUCUCCUGUGUGUCAUGUAUUCUAGAAAAAGAACAGCGUCAGAGGCACCAAGUCUGGAAGAGUUGUGCCACAAGAGGCUCUGCUCUGAUGAUGCAGUUUCUCAAUCAUCCUCCUCCUGUACAACCACAGAGAGCGAGGGGAGAAACACUGGGAAUAUUCGUAAAACCAAGGCCAGUGACAGCUACCGUUACUUAUCGGCAUUUUUGAAGUGGAUUGGGAGUAGCACAUUCCACCCUCUGUUUACAAAUGAUGUGGUAGUGACUGUCGAUGUGGAGGCGGUUCAUGAUGGUGCGAGAGUGGAAUGCUGCGAAGUCUGCCAGGAGAAACUUGCCAGGAUGGGGGUGGUUGCGGCUAUACGUGCUCUCAACUGGGAGGGGCUAGUUACUGUCGAUUUGGAGAAGAUUGAUGAAAGGCUGUGUGCACUGGGCACAAGUGCCCAAACGUGCCUGCUGAAUGGGUUCAGCAAUGGACGAGUAAAGAUUUUCUUGUGGGAGUUGGUUUCCAUUGCGAGAUCAAUGCUGUGCACCAAGCACUUUGUGCGUCUCAGCCUCACUACUCCUCUAACUGCUGAGGAAUCUGGGCUGAUGGUGACGGUUGGGGUUAAACAUUUUUUAGAGAUACCCAGUGAUGAUAGUCUAACCCAACCAGCCCUGGAGGAGCUCUCCAGCACCACUAACAGCCCAAGGCAACCAGCCCUGGAGGAGCUCUCCAGCACCACUAACAGCCCAAGGCAACCAGCCCUGGAGGAGCUCUCCAGCACCACUAACAGCCCAAGGCCCCUAACCCAACCAGCCCUGGAGGAGCUCCCAGGCACCACUAACAGCGUUCUGGACCCGCCAGUGCCAGUGGGCGAACCUCUCUUUCCUCUUGGCUGGCUGGCAGACUACCCCGGACUACAACUCAAGAGACUUGAUCUGCAGUUCAACUUCCCCGAGGAAGAGAGCAACCAAACUUCCAAGUUUGACGCCACACGUGAGGCCCUCGACCUUUUCGCCCGUUCUGCCGUUCUGUCGACUCGGCCUGUGUCACAUUUCUCGGCGGCCACCACUGCUAGUCGGCCAUCUCCACAGUUCUGGAGAGCCCCUACCUCACAGAGCUGAGACUCGUCAACUGCAGCUACAUUGGAGACGACGGGAUCCUUGGGGCGAUGACAAGAGCCAUUGCCCAAACACACAAUCUAGGCAAACUCGUUUGAAAAUGUGGGCAUGAGUGGUUUUGGGUCGUACAAGACUUCAGAGACCUUCACCGGCUUCUUUACGAUGCUGUUCAGCAUGCCCGGGGAACAACUGUUCAACUUUGUGCUGGAGCUCGGCACCAUUGGCCGAGAACAAGCGGACGCAAUCGUGAGGCAUGGAGAUCACAUGCCCACAUUUGUCAAAAGCUGAGGGCAGUUACAUACACCUCAAAGUCGUCGUCACAUCACUGCAGUAUAUACAAUAGCCGUGGAGGUCCAAGUUCACUAAUAAAAACUCAAAUCCCUCACUCAUUACUCGUUCACAUUAUUAAUUACGUUUCU